This is a messenger RNA of Labeo rohita (rohu), 4119 nucleotides long. RefSeq names its product heparan sulfate (glucosamine) 3-O-sulfotransferase 1-like1 (gene hs3st1l1). The record is from RefSeq and is a predicted model, not a curated record. The transcript is spliced from 2 exons. The coding region runs from base 364 to 1293 and encodes 309 amino acids. Gene Ontology annotation, molecular function: [heparan sulfate]-glucosamine 3-sulfotransferase activity. Lineage: Eukaryota; Metazoa; Chordata; Actinopteri; Cypriniformes; Cyprinidae.
GUUCGUCAGUCUCGCGCUCAGCGCGUGUGGAGAAGCAGCAGCGCCCGUGCGUUUCCUCAAGGAGUGAUGUGAUUGACUUCUACUCUUCUUUAGGAGGAACCGACACUUCGAGAGGAGACACGACAGACAGUAGGAGAACCGAACCGGACCGAACCGAUCUGAACAGUUCCCGUGUGCGCGACACACACGCCGGACGCGGAGCGAUGGAUUCCUCAGCUCGGCGCUUGCGAGGAAACACAGAUGCGCUGUGGACCGGUGGCUUCACCUCGUCCUUGAGCUCUUCCAACUUGCGUUUGUGAAACUCCUUCAACUCCGACCCGCCAUCGACCGCCGUUCUUCCUCUCAAUUCUUCUCACCCUCUCCAUGGCGAAUCUUCUGAGCUACAUUUUGUUCCUGGCGCUCCGGACGUUUGCCGCCCCGCCAGAGUACAUCCAAGUGUGGCCGGGCGGCUCGACGCCGGCCCCGGGAGAUCUGGGCAACGAUACGGUCGGCCCUUCUUUAGUUCCCCCUCCGGGAACCAGCAAACACGCUCCGCACAGCAUCAUCAUCGGCGUGCGGAAAGGAGGCACCAGAGCGCUGCUGGAAAUGCUGGAUAUCCAUCCGGAAGUGGCGGCGGCCGCCACCGAAGUCCACUUCUUCGACUGGGACGAGAACUACGCCAAAGGCUUCGAAUGGUACCGGGAGCAAAUGCCCUAUUCGUACCCAAAUCAGAUCACGGUCGAAAAGACGCCGGGGUAUUUCACGUCUCCGGUGGCGCCGGGGCGAAUCCGCGCCAUGAACUCUUCCAUCAGACUCUUGCUGAUCCUGAGAGACCCGACGGAGAGAGUCAUAUCGGACUAUACGCAAGUCUACUUCAACCGCUUGGAGAACCACAAACCCGUACAGGCCAUCGAGAACAUGCUGGUCAAGAACGGCGCGCUAAACACGCGCUACAAAGCCAUCCAGCGCAGUCUUUACGACGUCCACAUGAGGAACUGGCUCCAGCACUUUCCUCUGGAGCAGAUCCACAUUGUGGACGGGGAUACGCUCAUCCACGACCCCUUACCGGAGCUCCAGCGAGUCGAACGCUUCUUGCAUCUGCCGCCUCGGAUCGUGGCGUCCAACUUCUAUUUUAACCAGACCAAAGGCUUCUACUGCAUUCGCAGUGACGGCCACGAGCGAUGCCUGCACGAGUCCAAAGGACGUCCGCAUCCGCCCGUUAACAGCACUGUGCUGCGACAGCUGCGCUUGUAUUUGCGCCAACACAAUCGGAACUUCUACCGGCUUAUAGGACGUACUUUUAACUGGCAGUAGUGGGAGGGGCUGGAAUCAGCCAAUCACAGCCCAGCUGUGAUUGGGCUGAUUGACAACAGAUGGACCGUGCAAGCCACUCCCCCUCGGACAUGUCUCUUAAAUGCCUUCGAACUGCUUUUAAAGGGACAGUUCACCUAAAAAUACAAAUUCGCUGUUAAGUUGCUCUCCCUCUGGCUGUAUGAGAUGUAGGUGAGUUUGUUUCUUCAGUAGGACAGUAAAGAGGUUUUUUAGCUGAAACUGUGGUCCUUGGUGAUUCAUAAAUUGCAAAUCAAUAAGUACCUGCAGUACCUGUUCCAAAGUGAUUUUUGCAUGUUUUACAAUAAACUAGCCCUCAUUUACUCAGAAACCAUUAAAAUGUUCAUUUGCCCCCUUCAUUCAAGUGUUCGGUUCAUGCAUACACACAUCAGCGACUCAUCGGCCUUCAGUUCGAGUCGAACUGUUUCCUCAGUUCAGUGACUGUUGGAGGAACUGGAGCACUGAAUCAGUUCAUUCAUUAAAUUAGAUGCGCUGCUAUUUUGGCUCAUUUUUUGUCUGAGUGACUGUCGGGUGUCUGAAAGUGAGUUUCAACUGAGUAACUUAAUCACACAAUGAUGUAACAUAAAUGAUGUAACGUGCUGCUAGAGUCAUGAACUGUUUCAGACACUGUAGUCCGAUUUGGUGAAUCGUUUUAAAAGAAUGAUUCAUUUGUGAACUAGACAUCGCUCCGGUUCGUUUGCCUAAGGCUCUGGAUUGCAUGUAACAAUGUUGUAAAUAAUGGCUACUGACACUUUGAGAGUUGAAAAAGCAUAUACAGGCAUCAUGAAAUUUAUAGCCGUGGCUUCUGAUGAUCUUGAACUGGUUCUUUUUAAUGAACUGAUUCAAUUCACUAGUUCACUUCGUAAUCACAUGAUGAUGUAACAUACAUGCAAUUUUAUUAUUAAAGCACCCAGUAAUGAUGUGAAACAUGGAUGUUUUACAAUAAACUAGCUGUUAUCAGUCUUCAGUCCGAGCUGAAGUGUUUCCUCAGUUUAGUGACUGUUGGAGGAACUGGAGCACUAAAUGAUUCAUUCAUCACCGGAUCAGAUACACCACUAUUUUGGCUCAUUUGGAGUCUGAGUGACUGUCAGGCGUUUGAAAGUGAGAUUCAAUUGAGUAACUUGUAGAUCCGUGCUGCUCCAGUCAUGAACUGUUUCAGAUGCUUCAGUCCAAUUUGGUGAAUCGGUUCAAAUGUAUGAUUCAUUUGUGAUUUAGACAUCGGUUCGUUUGCCUAAGGCUCUGGAUUACAGGUAAUAAUGUUGUAAAUAAUGGCUACCGACACUUUGAGAGUUGAAAAAGCAUAAACAGGCAACAUGAAAUUAAUAGCCGUGGCAAAUGGUCCAGAGUGAUUCAUUAACAAAUCAUUAUUUUGAUUCAGUUCUCUUUGGAGAAAUAGUUGAAUCCUGAACCUCAGACAAACAGAGAAAUAUGAUUCUUUUCCUUGAACUGGUUUAUUCGGACAGUUUGUUUUAAUGCACUGGUUCAGUUCACUAGUUUACAAACUGUUUCCUCAGUUUAGUGACUGUUGGAUGAACUGGAGCGCUAAAUGAUUCAUUCAUCACAGGAUCAGAUACACCACUAUUUUGGCUCAUUUGGAGUCGAAGUGACUGUCAGGCGUCUGAAAGUGAGUUUUGAUUGAGUAACUUGUACAUCUGUGCUGCUCGAAAUUAUGAACCAUUUCAGAUGUUUCAGUCCGAUUUGGUGAAUCGUUUUAAAAGAAUGAUUCAUUUGUGAAUGUGACAUUUCUCUGGUUGGUUUGCCUAAGGCUCUGGUUUACAGGUAAUAAUGUUGUAAAUAAUAUCUACCGACACUUAAAGAGUUAAAACAGCAUAUACAGGCCACGUGAAAUUAAUAGCUGUUGCUUCUGAUGAUAUAUUGAGGUCUUAUGAAGAGAAACGAUCAGUCUGUGCAAGAAAAUAAACAUUAUUUACAAUUUUAUUACCUGUAAUCCAGAGACUCAGACAAACGGUCAAAAGUGAUUCAUUAACGAAUCAUUAUUUUGAAUCUCUUUUUGGUGAAGUAGUUGAAUCCUGAGCCUCAGACAAACAGAGAAAUAUGAUUAUAUCCCUUGAACUGGUUCUUUUGGACAGUUUGUUUUAAUGAACUGGUGCAAUUCAGUAGUUCACUAGUUUACGUAACCACAUAAUGAUGUAACAUACAUGCAACUAUAUUAUUAAAGCACCCAGUAAUGAUGUGAAACAUGGAUGUUUUACAAUACACAAGCCUUUAUUGGUCUUCAAUCUGAUUUGAACUGCUUCGAUUUGGUGAAUCAGUUCAAAAGAAUGAUUCAUUUGUGAACUAGACAUCGGUUCGUUUGCCUAAGGCUCUGGAUUACAGGUAAUAAUGUUGUAAAUAAUGUUCAGUGAUUUAUUUUGCUUCAUAAGACGUCAAUAAAUCAUCAGAAGCUGCAGGGAUUAAUUUUGUGUUGUCUGUAUAUGCUUUUUUGACUCUCGAAGUGACGGUAGCCAUUGACUUGCAUUAUAUGAAUCACCCAACACCACAGUUUCAGCUAAAAAUCUUCUUUACUGCUCUGAAGAAAAAAGUCAGCUACGUCUUGUCUGGCCUGAGGGUGAGUAAAUUAACUGCAGAUUUUCAUUUGUAUGAGAACUGUUGCUUUAAGACUUCAGAACGAUCAUGUUUUCAAACUGAAAUUGUAAGGAAUAAGACAUUAAAACUGAACUGUGAGGGAAGAUCUUUGCUGUCAAGCGUCUUUGUCGUAACAAAGUUACCCGAGACAAAUCUGAGUCUUUUUUUUCUCUUCUCUGUUCGUUUGAUAUUCUUGUACUUGAUAAUAAAUGGUUCUGCUUCCGA